This is a messenger RNA of Wallemia ichthyophaga EXF-994, 1731 nucleotides long. Its product is annotated as DNA-(apurinic or apyrimidinic site) lyase 2. Gene Ontology annotation, molecular function: DNA binding; endonuclease activity; zinc ion binding. Gene Ontology annotation, cellular component: nucleus. The coding region runs from base 1 to 1731 and encodes 576 amino acids. The record is from RefSeq and is a predicted model, not a curated record. The transcript is spliced from 5 exons. Gene Ontology annotation, biological process: base-excision repair. Lineage: Eukaryota; Fungi; Basidiomycota; Wallemiomycetes; Wallemiales; Wallemiaceae.
AUGGCUUUAGACUGUGUGAUCUUAAGAAACCAGUGCUUUCAAGUCGAGUGCGCAAACUGCAACAAGCAAACCUGGAGUGGCUGUGGACUGCACAAGAAUGCCGUGAGUCCUCGAGAAAAUCCCCAAAGAAGACCGCUGCAGUUGCAAGUAAGGCGUCAAUGGGGAAACACUUUUAAAAACCCUCCAAUCGACGUCGAUGACCUCAAUGCUAUGCGCAUUCUCAGCUGGAAUAUCAACGGCACACGCCGUAUUUUAAGAAAUUACCAGAACUGUGAUGAUAUGUUGCGCAGCCUUGACGCCGAUAUUGUCUGUGUUCAGGAGACCAAGAUGCUGAAGGGGGCUGUUAACUCCUCGCAAGCCAUCCUUCAUGGCUUCGACUCGUAUUGGUCGUUUUGCCACAGUAGAUCUUACUCCGGCGUAUGCAUCUACACGCGUUACAAAGCACUAGCUGCAGAAGAGGGAUUAAGCGGGGGAUACACAACAUACUCCUUGUCACUCCCACCCCUCGCCUACAAUCAGAGAGUACAGCCAGUCUCUGAAAUACACAAACACAACGACGACACACUCCUAGCACACAACUACCAUCCAGAAAACACUAACAUCAAGCAACUGGACACAGAAGGGCGCGCACUCGUACUUGAUUUCGGUUUCUUUGUCCUCAUCAACGUGUAUUGCCCAGCAGAAGGGGAGAACCGCGGCCAUUACAAGCACUCAUUCCAUGAAAUGCUUUUUGAGAGGGUGAAACAGCUGAAAGAUGCAGGAAGACAAGUCAUACUGCUCGGUGAUCUCAAUGUCGCUCAUCGGCCAUUCGAUCACUGCGACGGGAUCGAUUUGACGCGCACUGAUACAGGCAGGAUGGAAUUUGCUGCCAAGUACACACGAAAGUGGAUGGAUCGAUUGGUUAGCCAUUCAGACUCUCCGCUUGUUGAUGUGGCUCGCCUCCUGCAUCCUAACAAAGAAGGCAUGUUUACGUGCUGGAAUCAGGUUAUUAAUGCAAGACCAUCCAAUUACGGAACGCGCAUCGACUAUGUUCUCGUGACACCCGGUUUGCUGCCGUGGAUUAAGGAGGCUGAGAUCGCACCACACGUUUACAACUCGGACCACUGCCCCGUUUACAUAGACCUACAUGACGAGAUGGUGAUAAAAGAUGGCAAUGGCGAGAGGGCGGUACGUUUGAUAGAUCUUCUACCACCUGCUGAUACAUCUACACCACCGUUAUGUGCAGCGAAUUGGGAUGAGUUUAAUGGUAAGCAGACUUCAUUGGCGGGAUUUUUGAAGGUUGGGAAGAGAUCGCAAGCGAUAAACGAAAGUGCACUACAAAAUGGACCGCAGUCACAGUCACAAUCACAAUCACAGUUGCAACAAGAAUCUACCAAGCACUCCCCGCAACAGCCAAAAAUAGAGUCGUUCUUCCAGCCUCGCACACGUACACUCGACGAUACUCAUACCACCCCCUCAUCACCUCGGAAAUACCGUAAAGAUAAUGACACUGCAACUAAAACAGCAUGGAAAGCACUGAUGGCACCUAAAAAGGUACCCAAAUGCAAAGUACACAAGGAGGACUGCAAGGAGUAUACGGUGAAUAAGCCAGGUCCGAAUAAAGGCAAGCAGUUUUGGCUGUGCAAGCGAGACGUUGGACCUGGUUAUGAUGCGAGUGGAUCGAGUAGUCAGUAUCGAUGUAACUACUUUGUGUGGUCCUCCCAGCUUGAGCGAGAUUUGAGUGGUGUUUAA